Hevea brasiliensis (rubber tree) is the source of this 2930-nucleotide messenger RNA. Its product is annotated as protein KINESIN LIGHT CHAIN-RELATED 2. The record is from RefSeq and is a predicted model, not a curated record. The transcript has 3 exons. The coding region runs from base 401 to 2608 and encodes 735 amino acids. Gene Ontology annotation, molecular function: protein binding. NCBI's taxonomy places the organism in Eukaryota, Viridiplantae, Streptophyta, Magnoliopsida, Malpighiales, Euphorbiaceae.
UCUGUCACAGAAAACAAAGGAGAGAGAGAGAGAGAGGGUGGGAGAGAAGUCGCCUUCCUCGUUGCUUGAACAUUCCACUUCUCUGCAACCCCACGCCUGCACGAUAUGUACAAGUAUAGCUGUAUAUUAUGUUUUCUUUAAUCCCAUUUUGCCCCUUGCUUGUCUCUCAACAAGACCUACUUCAUAUCAUCUCAAUCUUGAUGUAUAAAUAUAUAUAUAUAUAGCCAUAUUUAGAAUAGCUACUUAGAUAGCCCCCCAUCUCUCUCUCUCUGUGUUUUGUAUCUGUAUAUAGCACGCUCACAACAUUAAUAAAAGAUAAGAAAAGUUUGGCCUUCUUUUUCUUGAAUAGAACAAUAAGAAUUUGAAUUGCUGUUUUUAAUAUCUUUCUACCACAAAGAAAAUGCCUGGACUUGUAGCUAUGGAUUCAAUACUUGGAGACAGAGUAUUAGAUCAUGAGGGUGGAGAAUACUCGCCUUACAAGGGAAGCUUAAGCCAGCAAAGGUCUCCAAGAAGCACAUUGAGUCCACAUAGUCCCCGCAGUGACUCCAUUGAUCUAGUUAUUGAUGGGGUAGUUGACAUCUCUAUCGAACAGUUGUAUCACAAUAUCUGUGAAAUGCAGAGCUCUGAUCCCUCGCCUUCGAGGGCUAGUUUUUGGUCUUAUGGUGAGGAAUCGAGGAUUGAUUCAGAAUUGCGCCACCUUGUUGGAGAUCUUGGAGAAGUGGAGAUAAUAACGAAAGAAGUGGUAAUGGACAAUAAAGAAGAUGGCAAUGUUGGUGACUUCACUCCCAAGAAAGAUACUAAUGGUUCUGUUGAUAAAAGCUCUGCAAACAAGGACAGAAUUCGAGCUGCAUUUCUUAAGAAGCAGCUUUUCCGCUUGCAAUCAGAUAUGGGGGCUUCAGCAAAAUCUAGCCCUAAGAGCAGAUCACCCCACGAGAAGCCUCCACUUGAUAGGAGGCUUGAUAAGAACAUGAGAAAGUCAAAUGCAGGUUUACACACGAAGAAGCAGAGGAAUUUUGGUUCUGUUGGGGCAAAGUUUCAGAAUGGAGCUGAGCAUCCUCUUGAGGUAGGAUUAGAUAACCCUGACCUUGGACCCUUCUUACUCAAGCAAACGAAGGAUAUGAUUUCUUCAGGCGAAAAUCCACAGAAGACUCUUGAAUUUGCUCUUCGAGCAACAAAAUCGUUUGAGGUUUGUGCAAAUGAAAAACCCAAUUUAGAGCUUGUCAUGUCCUUGCAUGUUUUGGCAGCGAUAUACUGCAGCUUAGGCCAAUAUAAUGAGGCCAUUCCUGUUCUUGAGCGAUCAAUUGAGAUCCCAGCAAUUGAGUAUGGCGAAAAUCAUGCACUCGCUAAGUUUGCUGGAUGCAUGCAAUUGGGUGAUACUUAUGCAAUGCUAGGUCAGAUUGAGAAUUCAAUUCUUUGUUAUACAGCUGGUCUAGAAAUCCAAAGACAAGUCCUUGGAGAAACAGAUCCUCGAGUUGGGGAGACUUGCAGGUAUGUGGCCGAGGCUCAAGUUCAAGCAUUACAAUUUGAUGACGCUGAGAAGCUUUGUCAGGUGGCACUUAGCAUCCAUAGGGAGAAAGGUGGUCCUGCAUCGCUUGAAGAUGCAGCAGAUAGGAGGCUUAUGGGACUUAUAGCUGAAGCAAAAGGAGAGUAUGAAACUGCUCUUGAGCAUUAUGUUUUAGCAAGCAUGUCCAUGGCAGCAAAUGGAUUGGACAUAGAUGUGGCUUCAAUUGAUUGCAGCAUUGGAGAUGCAUAUUUAUCUUUGGCACGAUAUGACGAGGCUAUUUUUGCUUAUCAGAAAGGGCUCACAGUGUUCAAGUCAAGAAAAGGGGAGAAUCAUCCAGCAGUUGCUUCUGUUUUUGUACGUUUAGGUGAUUUGUAUAAUAGGAUAGGGAAGUUCAGGGAUUCCAAAUCUUACUGUGAAAAUGCACUUCGAAUUUAUGAAAAGCACAAUCCUGGGAUCCCUGCAGAAGAGAUAGCCAGUGGACUUAUCGAUAUUUCUGCCAUCUAUCAAGCUAUGAAUGAGUUGGAACAGGCACUAAAGUUACUUAAAAAAGCUUUGAAGAUAUAUAUCAAUUCUCCUGGUCAACAAAUCACAAUUGCAGGAAUUGAAGCCCAGAUGGGAGUCAUGUACUACAUGAUGGGGAAUUAUGAUGAUUCUUACAGCACCUUCAAAAGUGCCAUUUUGAAGUUUCAAGCAAGUGGAGAGAAGAAAUCUGCAUUGUUUGGCAUUGCUUUGAAUCAAAUGGGUCUAACCUGUGUGCAGCGUUAUGCGAUAAAUGAGGCUGCAGAUCUAUUUGAAGAGGCAAGAAGCAUUUUGGAGAAGGAAUAUGGACCUUGUCAUCCUGACACCUUAAGGGUCUACAGCAAUCUAGCAGGCACCUAUGAUGCAAUGGGAAGGAUUGAUGAUGCCAUUGAAAUUUUGGACUAUAUUGUUAGCAUGAGGGAGGAGAAGUUAGGAACAGCAAAUCCUGAUGUGGAUGAUGAGAAGCGAAGGUUAGCCGAAUUGUUGAAAGAUGCAGGAAAAGUCAGGAACAGGAAAUCCAGAUCACUAGUAACCCUCCUUGACAAAGAACUGCAAAUUAUACAGGAUAAUGUCAAUGAGGUAUAAUAAUACUAGUUGUGUAUAUAUUCACGCUUGUAAAAUACGUCUUAGAGUUAGGUUGUUGAUUUUGUUUUUGUUUUGGUCAGAUUCCUGUUGGUAUUUUGGGAAAUUAAAUAAGCAGCAAGAACAGGAAUCAGAAAUUUGUUUAAAGUGUUCCAUAUAUAAUAAUAUCCUUUUUAGCAGGGUGGGGUGGGGAAAACAAACAAACAAAAAAGUUGCUUUUAUGCUUUAUUGUUGAUGGAACUGAUGAAAUUUCCUUCGACACAAUCUUCUUUGUAUGGCUUAAUCUUGAAUAAAGAAAUAAAUGUUGUAAUAUCAUUUUCUUCUA